AUGGCUAACCCAGCUGCUGCCGAUGCCGGUACAGAGAGUCUGCGGAAGAGAAACACACCCAUCAGAGUACACAGCAAGGAGGAUGCCCGAAGAGCGGUUCUCGAGCUCAACGCGCUCGAGGAGAAGGAAGUCAAAGAUGACAAAGACCGCAAGACUUUCGGCCGCACCCCAGAUGGUACUGUCUUCACUGUGCCAUACACCCAUGACAUGGUCUCCCAGCUGCUGUCCCCCACAGAGCCGAAGAACUUGUCAGACAUAUGUGUGCUCUUGAUCCUGUUGCUCCAUGUUCUUCUGGCCUGGUUCCUCCCUUCAACCGCGAGGAAACCAGUACUGGCCACCAUUUUCUUGUGCUGGAGAGCCGGUUACAACAUUGGCAUAGGAUACCUACUCCAUAUGCAGUCUCAUCACAAGUUGUUGGUGCGUUGGGCUCGAAAGUCGAAGCUGUUUCCCAUCGCUUCGAACGGAGAAAACCCUCAUCCAAAGCUGCGUGCCUUCCUCAAGAGAGAAUUUGAGACCAAGAUCCCCAAAGAUUACAAUUUCGAUACUGCUCCGCUUGAGUACAAUACGUGGUUACUCUUCCGCCGCCUGGUCGACCUCAUUCUGAUGUGCGACUUUACGACCUAUAUGCUCUUCGCCAUAGCAUGCGCUCAUACACCAGCGUCUGAGUCGGUCUUUGUGACCUUGCUUAGAUGGUUGGCCGGCAUAGCCCUGUUCGCCUUCAACAUCUGGGUUAAGCUGGAUGCCCAUCGCGUCGUCAAGGAUUUCGCCUGGUAUUGGGGUGACUUUUUCUACCUUAUUGACCAAGAGUUGACCUUUGACGGGGUUUUCGAGAUGGCCCCUCACCCGAUGUACUCCAUAGGGUAUGCCGGCUAUUACGGAGCAUCGUUGAUGGCGGCCAGUUAUAAAGUCCUCUUCAUUUCAAUCAUUGCUCAUGCUGCGCAAUUUGCAUUUCUGGUCAUGGUUGAAAGUCCUCAUAUCGAGCGUACUUACAGCUCUCCGCCUCCCCGCCGAGCGAUCAAUGAGUUGCCGGCGGUGGCACAAACGGACAAAUCGCCGACAGAUUACAGCUCCACAGCCGAAAUAUGGCCACACCCAGCCCAUGCGCAACCAUCCCAAACGCACAAUCUACUAGGCCUGCAGAACUUCGAUCUGUAUCGGACCACCGACACUGCGGUCUUUUUACUGCAACUCUACUUAAUUGCUUUGACCGUGUGCACCCCGAAUACGAGACCUUAUCAGACACUUCUUGUUGUCAACGCGACCAUUUGCCGGAUUUGGUACUCCGCGGGUAUUGGCUAUUUGCUGAACAGACAAUCAGAGAAGAAGAAAUGGACCCGACAUUUCCUCAAGUACGGCGAAAGUACGGGCGAAGCUUGGAGGCAGUGGAAGGGGAUCUAUCAUCUCAGCAUGACUCUGUGUUAUUCCAGCUUCGUUGCCGCGGCUUGGAAGAUGUACCACAUCCCUUCGAACUGGGACAACGGGAUGGCACUGCCUAAACACGUCAUCGGACUAGGCCUGAUCGCUCUUCAGAUCUGGGUUUCUUUCAGCAUCUACGACUCACUCGGUGAGUUUGGUUGGUUUUUCGGCGACUUUUUCUUCGACCACUCUUCGAAGCUGACAUACGGUGGUAUCUAUCGCUUUCUCAAUAAUCCAGAGAGGGUCCUCGGUACGGCGGGAGUUUGGGGCAUUGCUCUCAUUACGAGUAGUAAAGCCAUGUUUUGCCUAGCCCUCCUAAGCCACACCCUCAGUCUGACCUUUAUCCAAUUUGUCGAAAGACCCCAUAUGCAGAAGCUCUACGGCAGGAGUCUUCGUCAGGACGCGGGCCUGGUCAAGAGCCUGCGGAGGUCGCUGCCACCACCGCUACGCGAAUGGCAAGAUGGCAUGGACAAAAUGCUUGGAGAAGCAUUCGACGUGAUCGAGGAUAUGAUCGACGCGGCGAAGCCGAGAUUGACCGCGGGUAUGACUAGCAUCGUUGAGGACACGAGGAGUCUCUUGCCAAAGAGCGCACACCGCCUCAGCUUGACAAGGCAUGACUCGGACCUUGCUGGACUGAACCCGAAAGAGUACGAGCUGGAAAUCGAAGGCACGCCUGCAUCAGCUCUUGCUGAAUCACAACGGUCGAGCGAUAAGGAGUCCGAGCAAGCCAGGGUCCCCGCGGAGCGGACCAACAACUUCAAGCCCCUACUCUUCGAGUACGGCGCUCCGAUCAAAGUCAAAUGGACCGCACCUUUGAACCACAGCAAGCGGGACUGGAUUGGUCUGUACAUGGUUUCGGACAACAACUCGCGCGAAGUGACCAGGCUAUCGUCGUCCGGAAGAUGGAUUGCUACAAAUCGUGACGAGUACGAGAUCCUCCAAUCCGAAGUGGGCAUAAUAUCAGCAGACAUCAAGAGCACGAAAACUACAGAGGACGGCAAUUUGAAAGAUUGCUUGACAGGUGAGAUGCUCUUCUCUGGCGACAAGUUAUGGUGGACUCAGGGCGUUUUCGAGUUCCGAUACCACCACAAUGGGAAGCACAAUGUCAUGGCUAUCUCGUUACCGUUUGAAGUGCGCAUCCCACGCUUUAGCGAAGAUGACCUAUCUCUGGAGUCCAACAUAACACUUUCCACUCCAGUAGCUCCACACCAGGAUGCCUUGGUCCGUCACACUAUUGAGAAGAUACUGUUGCCCAUUGUGCAGAAUUGCUUCGACCGCGACCCAGAUAUCGCACCACGGACUGUCUCUGAAGCAUUUGGAAGCCUGGUCGAUCGAGACGGGAAAUAUGCUAAACGUGUGGUAUACGUGAUCCACCAGAUGUUUGGCAUUGAGUUUGCGCCCGAGGUGGUCAAGGCAGAUGGGAAGGUGGAGAACCUGGCCUGGCGGAUAUGGGAGGCGAAGAAGGUGUUGGCGCCUUUCAGCAUGUCGAAGUCAAGAGGUCCAGGGACACCCAUUGAGGGAAGCUCUUGA
Messenger RNA from Cladophialophora yegresii CBS 114405, 2946 nucleotides. RefSeq names its product phosphatidylethanolamine N-methyltransferase. Gene Ontology annotation, biological process: phosphatidylcholine biosynthetic process. Gene Ontology annotation, molecular function: phosphatidylethanolamine N-methyltransferase activity. The transcript is spliced from 2 exons. Lineage: Eukaryota; Fungi; Ascomycota; Eurotiomycetes; Chaetothyriales; Herpotrichiellaceae. The record is from RefSeq and is a predicted model, not a curated record. Bases 1 to 2946 code for a protein of 981 amino acids.